This is a messenger RNA of Gadus morhua (Atlantic cod), 971 nucleotides long. RefSeq names its product coiled-coil domain-containing protein 42. The transcript is spliced from 7 exons. NCBI's taxonomy places the organism in Eukaryota, Metazoa, Chordata, Actinopteri, Gadiformes, Gadidae. The coding region runs from base 91 to 951 and encodes 286 amino acids. The record is from RefSeq and is a predicted model, not a curated record.
UGUUAUUGUGUUUACUUGUUAUUUCGGUACAAGUUAUAACAGCGGUUUGAGCCACUGCACUUUCCCAAACUGCCUGAAGCCUUCAUAACAAUGGAUCAAACAUUUCUCCACAAACAGAAGCCUGAGGAUGACCCAACCGUUCUGAGAGGGCAACGGCUAGACCUUGAGGCUCGAUGUGCCGAGCAAGAACUCCGCAAGGCGUUGCAUAAGGAGAAGGAGGCGGCCAUGAGAGAAGACAAACUGACCGUAGUACCCUUCCUAAAGAGCAAUGACGUACAACGAAGUCGGGCUGAACAGCAGGCAAAAGAAGAAAGAAAGCGGAUUAAUGAGUUGGAGCGCCAGAGAUGCACGCUAGUACAUGAGUUAACGGCCCUCCGCCUGCGAAAGGCGAGGCUGGACAGAAGCGUUCAGCAACACGCUGUAUUCGCUGCCUACGUGAAGAAAGUGUCUCAGUCUGUUGAGCAAGAACCUGCCCAGUUAAUGCACAGCUUCGGUACCUUGAUGCACUGCGCAAAUAGAUUGUUGCAAAUCAUGCAACACAACCUCGACUGCGCACAGAAGGCGCGCUCUGAGUACGCGCUCCACCAUCAACAGGCAGCUGACGUUAUCUUGCGCGGUAAUAACGCAUUGGGAGCAUUGCAACGCGAUUUGGACAAUGUUCAGUCUAUCAGGAUGAAUAUGGAAGCCCAAUGGUCCCAUAUUCUGGACACUGCUGCCAAGAAGACCCUGGAGUUGGGGACCAUCAAAAUGGCCUCACUCAACUUAUCCCAAUUCGUGCACAAUUCCAAGAGCGGUUACCCCCCUGUAGGCCAGGAGGACACUGUCAAACAGCUGGAACAGGUCAAGACCUUCAUUACCUAUUCUACUGAUGUCCUUUUGGCAGUAAAAAAAACCCAGGAAGCACUGAAACCACGACUGCCGAAUGAAAAAGAGGCAAAAGCAACUGUAUGAAUCAUAGAAUACACUAUAAA